Magnusiomyces paraingens is the source of this 540-nucleotide messenger RNA. RefSeq lists its product as uncharacterized. Lineage: Eukaryota; Fungi; Ascomycota; Dipodascomycetes; Dipodascales; Dipodascaceae. The coding region runs from base 1 to 540 and encodes 179 amino acids. The transcript has a single exon. The record is from RefSeq and is a predicted model, not a curated record.
AUGGUUUCAUUCAAGACUCUUUCCCUCGCUGUUGCUGCUUCUGCUGUCAUUGCUGCUCCUGCUAACCAGCAAUCCACUCCUAACUUCCCUGACCCAAACACCAAUGCUUGGGUCGAAGGUGCUCAUGAGUCCAUGGUCAACCACCAACAAGUUGUUGAGACUUAUAACCGUCAAAUGCAACUUAACCCCAGCCAGCCCCACAACGCUGACCGUAUCAUUGCUGCAAUCACUGGUGCUGAUUCCCAGAUUGACAAUGCCAUUGCCACUGUUGCCCACGCUUUGGCUCCCUUCACGGGUGGUCUUUCCCUUGCCGUUGGAAAUGCUCUUCUUGGUCCCUUUGCCCAAUCUGUUACCAACGGUGCUGAGGUUCUCAUCGGCAAUUUGGUUGGUGGUGCUGAAGAUCGUAUGCAAACUGCAGCUGCCGCUUACACCACCAGACUUACUUCAUUGAGAGCCCAAGCUGUUAGAUUCAAUGUCAACACUUCUCGUCUUGAUCAUGCCAUUACUCAGCUCCAGGCUCGUCUUUCCAAGUCUAACUAA